Molecule: messenger RNA, 516 nt
Organism: Lolium perenne
Lineage: Eukaryota; Viridiplantae; Streptophyta; Magnoliopsida; Poales; Poaceae
Source: RefSeq, a predicted model, not a curated record
AUGUCUUCUUGUGGAUCACCUAACGACAACUCCUUCGUGAACGCUGUCAACCCGUACAUGAAUGAGCUGAAGAUGCAUCCUAAGGUGUUGUUGCUCAAGGAUGGGAAGGUGCAAGUGGAACAUGUUCAGGCAAGAGGAUUUCCUGGUACACUUGGAAGCAUAGAUUGUAUGCACUGGGACUGGAAGAACUGUGUAUUUGGUUGUCAAGGCUCAAACAUUGACAUUAUUGUACUCAAACGAUUUUCGGUGUUCACUCGCCUUGCUGAAGGUGAUGCUCCACCGGUCCAGUAUGAUGGCAAUGGCCAGCUCUAUGAUAAAGGGUACUAUCUACCUAAUGGUAUCUAUCCUCAAUGGUUAACACUUUUGAAGACAAUCCGUUCUCGUUGGGCUAUAGUUCGGCACCCUCCUAGGACAUGGAGCCAUCAGACUACGUGGGAGGUCAUGACUGCAUGUCCGAUCAUUUACAACAUGAUCGUUGAGGAGGAGCGCGAUGAGAGCGUGUUUGACCAAGGCUAG